CCGCUCUGCCAGUAUAAAUUCAGACACACACUCAGGACAGGAGUAGUGAGACGAGAGACUGUGGACGUGCAAGUAUUGUCUUGGAGUGGAUUAUAUUUUCCCUUUACUAACUGGAAAUAUCAUCAAUCGCUAACGGCUAAGAUGCCUGUAUCCAGAAUGCGCAUGCGACCCUGGCUGGAGGGCAAGAUUGACUCCAGGUCUAUCGAUGGUUUGGAGUGGGUGGAUAAGGACAAGAUGAUCUUUUCCAUUCCCUGGAAACAUGCAGCUCGUCACGGCUGGUGUCAGGACAAGGAUGCCAGUCUUUUCAAGGAGUGGGCCAUCCACACCGGUAAAUUCAAACCUGGUUUGACUCAAGCAGACCCUAAAACAUGGAAGGCAAAUUUCCGCUGUGCCAUGAACUCCCUACCUGACAUCGAGGAAGUGAAGGAUAAAAGCGUUAACAAGGGAUGUGGAGCUGUGCGAGUCUACCGGAUGCUGCCGGAAGUGCAGAAAAAGAAAGACAAGAGGUCCAGAUCAAGGGACGGAAAGAGAAAGACAAAGGUGAAGAGGGAGGACAGGGAUAUGUGUGAGGAAGAAUCUUCCACAGUGUCUUUCAGCAGAACUGAGCAGGAUGAUUCUCUAACCCAGGAGAGCACAGUGGACAGCACAGAGGAUAUAGAGAUUCCCACGAGAUCGUAUAUUGAUUCACUCGAAGUUCCCUUCGUAUCAUCGGUGGAGAUCGGCCCUGACACCACAGACUGGGUUUCAGCCUUCCAGGUUUCUCCAGACCACUCAAUAGGUUAUGAGGAUGACCUCAAUCUCAUUGGGAUCUCACAACAACUGGAGCGUGACCAAGCUCAGUGGUAUGCUAACGAUAUUGAUGGGAAGGGUUUCCUGAGCAAUGAAGUAGGCACGAGCACAAGCAUGAGCACAAGCACAGCAACAGAGUCUUAUCACAGUCCUCAGAGCCAAUGGAGCGAUGAAUCAGAAGAAAUCGAACUCCAGCUCGUCACAGAGCUAGUGUCUCAGCAUGCACUGGAAGAGCAGCCCAUCUACGGGGACAUGUGGACAUACAACACACAGAACCCAAUGCCACGGCUGGUCUGCUAGCUCUGACUCCUGGCUCCGCACUAAGCUCCUGUAAAUAGCACUCCCGCGACCCCUCACAUUCCCCAGUGGGCCUACCUACCCCAGGUGUGGCUACACUACAGAGACUCUGGCAAAUGGACUUACACCAACCAACGCACCGAUGAUGAAGCAGUUCUGUGGCACACAGUACACACCCACUCACACACACACACAACUGAUCGUGGAUGGAGGAUGUGUGUGGAUGUUUUCACAUCCAUCAAAGAAGUUGUCAUAUUUGUCUGUAUACAUUUUGUUACUCUGUACUUACUGUACUCUCACCAACUAAGGUUGGUGUUAACUGAUCAGAAAAAUUAAGUAUCCGAACAAAUAUGUCAACUUCGACCCCAAAAAUGUCUGCUGUGGUGAUGUUGUGGCACUUUGUCCGUUACUAUUGUAUGACCUUCUUUCAGGCAACAACAAUGUUUGUACCAUUUAUUAAGUUUCUGGGUGUGAGAUAUGUGAAUUGUAAAUAUGUUAAUGUUCUAUUUUUACAAAAUAAAAUAUAAAAUUUCUGACAAA
Messenger RNA from Sardina pilchardus (European sardine), 1626 nucleotides. It is a transcript of the gene irf1b, whose product is annotated as interferon regulatory factor 1b. Gene Ontology annotation, biological process: regulation of transcription by RNA polymerase II; immune system process. The coding region runs from base 142 to 1089 and encodes 315 amino acids. The transcript is spliced from 10 exons. Gene Ontology annotation, cellular component: nucleus. The record is from RefSeq and is a predicted model, not a curated record. Gene Ontology annotation, molecular function: DNA-binding transcription factor activity, RNA polymerase II-specific; RNA polymerase II cis-regulatory region sequence-specific DNA binding. Lineage: Eukaryota; Metazoa; Chordata; Actinopteri; Clupeiformes; Clupeidae.